CGAGAGGGAGAGGAGGAGAGAGAAAGUGAGCUCACGUUCGCACAUUGGUGAAGAGGCUGGUCUUGCAAUGCCUUUGAAUAUUUUACUUUUAGGCAGUUUCCCAUCAGUCAGUCACACACAUCCGAGCCGAGCUGACGCUAACUACAGCCAUGGACAGCACUAGGCGAGCUCAAAUCUAAUCGCACGCAUUAAACCCCCAGGAUAUCUUUUUUAAAUUACAUAUUUACACACACACACACACACACACACACACACACACACACACGCACAGGCAGAGCCGCUACCGCCCGCCAAGCAAACACCUUGUCUCCUCUCGCAGGAUACACACGCGCACACACAUCCCUCUUUAUCUCCUCCUGGCUUCCCGGAGGAUCGUGCCGGCUGUUUUUCAUGGAGAAAGUCCAGGGAGAAAUGGAGAUUGAGAGAUGGGAAAGAAGUGAGGAGAUCUCAGACGCGGAGAAAAAGGUUAUCCAGGAGACAUGGAGCAGAGUAUACGCAAACUGCGAGGACGUCGGGGUCUCCAUACUCAUCAGGUUUUUCGUCAACUUCCCAUCGGCCAAGCAGUACUUCAGCCAGUUCAAGCAUAUGGAGGACCCACUGGAGAUGGAGAGGAGCUUGCAACUGCGUAAGCACGCUCAGCGGGUCAUGGGUGCCAUUAACACUGUGGUGGAGAACCUCAGUGACCCAGAAAAGGUCUCCUCCAUUCUGGCCCUGGUGGGCAAGGCCCAUGCCCUCAAGCACAAAGUGGAGCCCAUCUACUUUAAGAAACUCACUGGUGUCAUGCUGGAGGUCAUCGCUGAAGAAUACGCCAACGACUUCACCCCGGAGGUGCACAGUGCUUGGACCAAGAUGAAAACCCUCAUCUACACCCACGUGACGGCGGCGUACAAGGAGGUGGGCUGGGCGCCGUACCCAAACGCCACCCUGUGAGCGGACAGUGGGGAAGGGCGAGGGGCAGGGGGGGAUGCGCUCGCACCAGGACUUCACUCUGGUCUCUUCUCAAGAUCUUCGCUCAGUCUGGGGAGCCCGGCGGGGCCAGCUCUGUUAGCUGCCAAGUCAAAAUUUGAUCUCCAUGGGGUUAAAAAACAAAACAAGCCAAAAAAAAAAGAAAAAACGCAAAGAGGGUGCAGGUGGGUCAGGGUGAAGCAGUGGCAGGGGACGCUGGAAGAGGGGAGAGAGCUGGUUGUUGGCUCUGUCUUACAGCCCUGGCUUGUCAGCCGCCACCUUCCCAAACCCUGUGCCUCACUUAAACCAUUUCUGAGAAACUCCCUUGCACAAAUCUGGCAGCGAUGCGUAGCCCUGUUCACCGAUGAAUUAAAUGACCCUUGUUUUCUGUGCAAAGCCCCCGGGUAAACCUGGCUCCUUGCUUUUUGGGAUGUGAUGCUUAUCGGGACUGCUGGCUGCUCUCCUGCCCAGCUGGCAACGAAAAUGCUUUGCUUUGCCUGCACUUUCUCGCCUCGCCUCCCAGGAUGGCAGCCCUGGACUCGCCACGGCUGCAGCCAGAGCUGCACGUCACUGCACAUCACCGGUCCAGCAGCAGCACUUGCCUCUCUUCAUCCAAAAUCCCGCUUCUUGGCUUCUGUUGCAAACUGUCCUGGGCAUGGAGGGAGCAAGGGGACAGGAGAGACAUGCCACUCCUCUCCAGUGUGACAGUGGGGAAGGAGGGGACCUGUCUGGGGCAGCUGCCCCUCGUGGCCUGCAGCUUGGCACUGCAAGCCGGCUGGAUCCCUUGUGCAGGUAGCUGCUGGCUGCUACGCACCAGCCACAGGCACCAGAUCCAGGGAGCGGGUGAGCCGAUCCGUCUCCCCUCAGCUCCUCCGGGGUUGCCUCAGGAGGCAGGGACACGCUUGCGAAUCGGCUCGGACAGCGUGUGUUAUGCUUUGGCCAUUGCCUGCUGCUCCAGGAGCUGGCGAGUGCUGGUCUGGCAGCCAGGAGGAGGGAGAUGGAGGGAUGUAGAGCCAGGGCGCCUCUGCCUUGCUCUGCAAGGAGGGAAGUUCAGGCCGGGCUCAGGAGGGGGGAAAGAUGAAGUGAGUGUACCAGGACAGACUCCUGGGUGUGAUGGAAGGUCCCUGCUCUGCUAAAAUAAAUAAAUCCUUUGUUAUGCAGAACAUAUUCCUGCCCUGGUGAAACCGGGUUCCUUCAAAUAAAGUGCCUGGUAGAAAUCUUUCCAUGCAGGAUGCUGCUUGCAUCCUCAUGGACCAUCAAUCCUCCCGCCUGGUCCUGGCAAAGGGCUCUGUGACCCCAGCGAGAUGUGGUUGCUGUGGGAGCAGUGUGGUCACAGUGCUCCUCCUGCCUCCAGCACUGGCUUUGCUGAAGCUUUGGGCAAGUCUGCUUAUUUUUGCUGCCUCAGUUUCCCCUUUGGUUACUAAAAGAAAAAAGGAGGGAUAGCCACAUCCCCUCUAUCACACACGGGCUCUGUUUUAUCGGAUCCUCUGGGGAUCAAUGGGUGAAAGUCUGGGGAUGAAAUGUGAAGUUCACUAGGAUGCUUUGGCAUCCUUGCCACCCGGUAUUCCUCAGUGACACCCUAAAAUGUCUCUGCUAUUCUUCUAGCUCAGAUGUUAAGGGCAAUAUUACUUCUUCAAAGUGGGCAGGGGAGUUCCCUUCUUCUGAGAUUUCUUCUGGCCUCCAACCAGUGCCACCCUCAAAAGCGGCUGUCUUCCAGGGGACACCCGCUCUUCUCCUAGAUGUUGACUCUGUGUCUAGUUCUGCUCCUUCUCUGAGAUAAUGUUGCUCUUCCCACAAAGCUGAAAUUUUCUUGUAGCAGGAGACAGAAAGAUGCCAGUGGCCACGUCCUCUGCCUUGAGAGGCUGCAGGGAGAGGUCUCGUGCGGGUCCCCAUCCUGCUCUCAGGAGCCCUCUCAUGAUGCGCAGACCUAAAUAGUGCUCAGCAGGGGCUUGGCACAGGGUGCCUUUGGUGUGUUGGGGCCCUCUGGGAGUUCUUGAGUCAGAUGACAUGAUUUGAAGUUGCAGAUAGCCCAGUGUCUGUCACCCCGGCCAGGGCAAGGCAGGAACGGUGACUUCCCUCCUCAUUUUGACUCAUUCUUCCAGCUGUGCCCCUUUGCCUCCACUCUUUCCUCUCUCACUUGUCUUUCUUUUCCCAUUUAAUUGCCAGCAAUGUUACCUGCCGGGUAGGUUUCUCCCACCGGAGACUCCCCUUUCCGUGCCCUCACAGGGUGGGGUACCUCUGCUACCAGGGUGGCCCCAAAAAGCCUCUUGGCCCUCUCCCAUUUGUAUCAGCCCUUCAACAUGAAAGGGAGAGCACAGGGCUGCUUUGGGCAAGACGCUCCUUUGAGCAGGGACCGCGUCAACUUCGGUAUCUCAAGCACCCCGAGGAUUUAAUUCUUACCAUUUCUUACCCCAUUUGCCUACUGCACAGCUGUUACCCCUCAUUCUCAUCCUUGAUUUUGCCUUCAAAGCUAGUAUGACCACUGCGUGCCUCUGUCCUAGAGCCAGGGUGAGCGGCUGCUUGGAGGCAGCGUUAGAUGCAACGAGUUGUGCCAGACGGCCUCCUCUCCCCCUUCCUCCUCUGGCCGUGCAGCCCAGCAGCCCGCCCUCCCCUCUGCGGCUGGCCUUGCCCCAGGGCAGGGUGCUCGGGAGAAGGCGUUUUCCCCUCUUGCGUUCAUCUCGGGGUUCCUCUGCGCUCUGCUUUACGUAGCCUGGAGUUCCUGCCAUCGCCCAGCAGCCUGGCUCUGGGCAACAGGGAAUUCGUGGCAGAAUCCAAGCUGCUUGGCCACGUUCCCCAGCCCAUCACCGCGGUGCUCCGUUGCCUUCCUCCACUCGCGCCCGUUAUUUUUCCCGUGCAGAGCCCAGCUGCAGGGCUGCAAGGAAACCCCCGGCAUAAGAGUCUUCAGGCCUCUCGGAAAUGGCUUCCCUUGCGGAGCAAGGAAUACCAGCUCUGCCAGGGAAAGAAGGAGGUUUCCCAGCUCAAACAGUGAGCAGGAUCCCAAACUCCUCCCGCCCGGUGGGGAAGGGAAGGCAGGGCCAGACCUCUUCCAGGGACCAGAUCCUCCCAGGUCCCUUAUGGUCCGGGCCCGAGAGUGGUAUGAAACUCGCCCCGCUGCAGUCGCUCUUCUGCCUUGCAGCUCUUUCCUCCCCGUGACUAGGAACAAGCUGACGGAAGAGCUCCAGCCGGGAGCCGCCCUCCUGGAGCAGCCCGGGCAUGACCAAUGGGAAUAGGAGCUCAGGGUACAGCCGUCCCGCUUCCCGUGCCGUGGCUGAAAGGGUUGCAGAUGAGGAAGGGAUGGGUGCAUGGUGCCAGGGCUGGGCUAUACUUUAGAGCAUCAGCAUGUCCUGAAGUUCAGCCCACCAGCCUGCGCGCGUGAAGGUGCCAACAGCUGGCACCUCUGGCUCAGGGCUGCGUGUCUGCGCGGCUGCUCAUCGUUCGCAUCCUCUGCAGAGAUGUGUCUCAAAUGUCAGCUGUGCUCGCAGCUGGCCGGUGUCAGGGCUAGGGCCAUGCAGAUGGGAAAGGACCUGCUGAAUCACUGACUUUGUUCCAGCACGAGAGCAGAGCGUGAGCGCUGGGAGCACGAAUGUCAGGGUUUCUGCCUGCUUGCUGGGUAGCUUCACCGAUUCCUGCCAAAGCCUGGGGUCAACAGUGCAUUUUGUUGAUGAGUUCAUGUACUCUGCAGGCUGCGCAGAUAUGGGACCAGGUCAGAACUAGGAUGUUUCACAUUUAGGCAAAGUUCACGCGUUAACCUUGGAGUUUAACGUGCCCUAGGAGGGGAAUUCUGUUUUUCAGUGGAAAUCCUCUCCUCUCCCUCCCUGCUGGGCUUGGAUCGAGCCCGGCAGCAGUUAGCAACAAUCCCAUCAGCUUUACAGAAACAAGAGUCGCUUCCCAUGGCUGGGCUUGGGGAUGGGGCUGCUGCCCCCCAGCAAGUGAAGCCGGGCUGUCUCCACGGGCUCGAGGGCAUCACCGUGGGCGAAGGAAGCCCCAGAGUUAGGGAACAUUCAAACGUGGCUUAGUUUCUUCUUUUUUUGCAUCUCUAGACAAACUGGCCCUCCCAAACCCCCAGACACUCAUGCUCCAUGACUGUGUGUGUCUGCGUGCACACACAUGUGUAUGUUAGGCUUGUUUUUUUUUCCAGGCAUAUUUUUCUAAAUCAAAUCCAGAUGUGUACAGCUGCUGUCCCUCGAGAAUCUACUCCAUCAGCCAAAUUGCAGACCAUUAAAAUAUAUGCAAACAAAAACAUGUUUAUUUUUACCAGCUCUGUAGGAAGUAAAACGGAGUGGGGAGGGCAGCCAGGGGAGAGUUUGCUCAGGGAAUAGGCAGAGAUAAAGCAAACGCCCCCUCUUUGCCGCCCCCAGCACAGAACAGGCAUUGCUUAAACUGGGAAAACUCUCAUCUGGGGAGAGAUGAAAAUGAACAGAAAAAGGAAGAAGUAUCAUUCCAAAGUGACAGAGGGAUGAAAAAUGUGGUGUGGACGAGCAGAAAGGGAGGACAGGUCUUGGCUCAGAGCUUGGGUCUCUUGCGCGCCCAUGCACGUGCAUGCACAGCUGCUCUCCGUUACGGCACAGGCAUCUAGUUUGCAUCCAAGCUGGUCGCAGCCAGCCGGGGAUCCAUUUAUCAGCUCUUCCCGUUGGGCCCUGCUUACCGGAGCACGGCGUUUCGCCUCCCAGGGCGCUCCGGCAGCCCCUCCAGCCCCGGAUGUGUCCGGGCUGUGGUAAGGCCCCUGCCCACACAUGCCUUGGGCUCGGCUUUGCUGUCGUAGUGACGGCAGGUAGGAACCAACUUGCAGAAUAAUCCCUCAAAAGCUCACAGGUGAGCGGCGAUGGGGCCAGGUUGUGCCACCGAGCUUCGAGCGCUGGCUGGGCAUGUCCUGGGGGGGAGCAUGAUGCCAAGGACAGCUUGGGCCCUCCAUGAGCAGCCCUCGCUGGGGCCAUGCUGGGCUGUUCCCCUCCCUGGAGGGGGACCUCUGCGGAGGACCCCGACCCCUGCACCCUCCCGAGGCACCGCCGCGGCUCAGCCAGAGCGACCGCAGUGCUGCUCUUAGCUCUGCUCCCCCUCGUGCGCCCCGUGAAGCCAGCGGUGCUGGGCUCCUAGUCUCACUGGGACCCCGCUACCGAGUGCUGCAGGCAGGUUUGAAUCCAGGAUUCUUGAUUUUAUGGUUUUUCUUGUUCACAAGCACGGAGGGUCUCUAACACCCUGCCGAGCUGUGGCCAAGGAGGGAUCCAGCCUCCUCGCUCCGCGGUGGUUUGGUGCCCUACGUUAGCGCCAGGGCCAGGCUGGGACCAGUGCCCGGGGUGGGAACGUCUCUGUAGCCCCUGGCCAGUCCUAGGAUGGAUGUUGAGUCAACGGGGUGGGAUUCGGCCGGGCACGGGUAUCCUCAGGGUAGAGUCUAGUCCCGGCUCCCUCUAGGGACACCCGCUCGGAUGGGAUCGUGUCCGCCCAUCUGAAGGCCAAGCCACGUAUGGCCGGAUGGAGCUCAGUGCUCGAGGGAGGACAAAGCAUUAGGUACGGGAUGAGGCAAAGACCUGUCCUCUCUGUCUCCUCGUACUUACGGCUAGCACAUAAAAUAUAUAUAUCUCCAUAUAUGCAUAUACACCUAGAGAAAUACUCUGAAGCCACCAGAGACAUUUAGACAAGGAGCCCUUAAGGACCUUGCACCAUCUCCAUCGCCUUGGCUUACAGCGAUCCCAAGCCCCGCGGCCAGGGUAGCCAAACUCGCAGACUCUGACGGGGAAAUGCUGCGGCAUUUCUGCCGCUCUGAUUCCCUUCGAUGCGGGAAGGGGGAGCAUAGCGUCCCUCCGCUCCCUGGGGACGCGCUCACCGACUUCGGUGGGGACCAGACCUCGGCUCGCUGGACUCUGCGGCCAGAGCUCAGCCUUCCCUGCCCGUUGCGUAGGAAAUCGCCCUGUCGCGCUGACGUCGGCGCGGGGACUGCUCGGGGCCGGCACCGGUGACAGCAGAAAGAAAGGCAGAUACUUGCAAGGAAGGGGAAAAAAAUAUUAACUAAGCUUGGACCAGCUUAGCAGAAAGAGAGGGAUAAAAUUACCCGUGUGGGCCUGACCUAUUUAACAGACUGUAACGCUAACUAUUUUCCAUAGCUGAAGUUGUCUCUAAUUGUUAGUAUGUCUCUAACGAGUCCCACGGUGACCCACAGACAUGAGCCGGCGUGGUCCGAUGUAACUCUGUGUCUCUGCUGUUAGCGAUACUGCUACGGAUACCGUUCGUGUGCGUGUUCCUCGGCGCUUCCGUGCUGGUUUUAUACAUGCCGUUUCGUGUACGAUGGAUGUAACUGUUUUUCUUUUUGUAGGUUUUUAGUAUGUUUGUAACCGGACCGAAUGGUGUUAUUAAACUGAAACUUGUAUCUUCGGUGGAUAAAGCGCUCAAACCGC
This is a messenger RNA of Dromaius novaehollandiae (emu), 7334 nucleotides long. It is a transcript of the gene CYGB, whose product is annotated as cytoglobin. The record is from RefSeq and is a predicted model, not a curated record. Gene Ontology annotation, molecular function: oxygen binding; iron ion binding; heme binding. Bases 391 to 930 code for a protein of 179 amino acids. NCBI's taxonomy places the organism in Eukaryota, Metazoa, Chordata, Aves, Casuariiformes, Dromaiidae. Gene Ontology annotation, biological process: oxygen transport. The transcript is spliced from 3 exons.